UGUGUGUGUGCGUGUGUGGGUUUUGUUUUAAUUAUGUAGGCGCAGCAUUGCAGUUUAGUUUUUCUUACGCGUUUUUUACGUAUAAUUUGCUCAAUUUUUAAUUUAGUUCAGCAAAACUCCGGUGCUGCCUUCAAAUUGCUCCGCCGAAGGGUGUAACGCAAGCACACAUAGCACCUGAUACCAAACAAGGAGAUAAAGCAUUCAAAUAAAGUGAGUGAGAGGACGCCGCGUUGCAGUGACAGUGACGCUAUGCUGCAUUACUAAGAAGGAAGAGGAGCAGCUGCAGCAAGAAAAUACAAAAGGUGUGCAGGGCAGUCCUUCCUUCCUGCAAACGAACGCUGACGAAAAACAACUACAAACUACAAUCAGGCAAGGCCUUUUUUAGGCCUGGCGUCUGAAUGAAAUGACAGAGGGGAAACAUUUUGAAUGUGAACCGUUUGGGCGAACAGCCACUGUAUUGGCAUUUUUUUCGACUUUCGCACGUUUGAUAUUAAGUCGUCGCCGGAAUAGUGUCUUAAAUGUGCGUCAACAAAAUCGACUGCCUGUGUGCAUAUGUACAUACAUUUGUGAUGUGGCUGGGACUGGUGAUGGGAUCUUAUGGGAUGGGAGAGGCUCAUAAUAUCAUAGUCUUAUUUUCGGCAAUCUCCCGAGGCAACGCUUCAUGGUUUACAGUGGUUGUGGUGCGUGAUAAAACUGGAAAGGAGAAAACGAAACUUAAGUCUGUACAUAAAUCAAACAUGUCUAAACUAGUGCACGUCUGUAAUACAAAAAGCUAACUCUGAACUAAAACAAAUAUAAGCAACAAAUAAGAAACAUUAUAACAACCAGGCCAAAAGGCGACUGAUCAAAGACUUAUGUCCCUUUUAGGAUCACAAAAAAAAGCACCGCACCGCAACGCAAACCAAUCAAACGAAGCGCUCGCUGGCCUGGCGAUGCAAUUGAAAGCGUCCAAGUCAAGAAACAUGGCCAGUCUUAAAGAUGAGGAACAGGCGGCAACCACAAGCAGCAGCAACAACAACAACAACACGAAUAACAUAAACAAUAACCACAGCACCAGCAACAGCCACAAUCAGAAUCAGAAUGAGGAUGAGCUGAAGGGGAAGCGGGAUUCUCUUGAGGCGCGUAAGCAGGCCCUGGAGCAGCGGCUCAGCGAGAAGAGUUGGCUGCUUCAGCAGAUCCAGAAGCAGGAGUCAGCCAUCAUCAAUGGCAACUAUGAGCAGAUGACCAUCAACGAGUUCUUCUCCCAGCUCGCCCAGCAGUACAAGCACGAGCAGCAGCUCCAGGUCCUAACCAAGGAGAGCAGCUCAAUUCUGAGGCGUAAGCAGAGCACGACCAGUCGGGAGAGUCGCGAGAGCCAGCAGACCAGCAGCAACAGCAUCAAUAACAUCAACAACAAUCGCCAGUCGGAGACGAUGUCGAAUCGCAGCUCCGAGUACGACAAUUACCAGCCGGCUGGGGGCAUGGGCGACAUGCUGGUAAUAGGCGUGGCGCAACAGCAGGCGCAGCAGCAGCAUCCGAUGGUGAAGAGCGCCCUCAAGAAGCGACCUACGCCCACGCCAAGCCAAAUGCAGUACAUGAGGCAGCAGCAGUCGCAUCACCUGAUGAUGCCGUAUCAGAGAUCCCAGCCGGAUGUCAUAUCCAUGUACUCGGCCAACUCCUCAAAUGUAGCCACGCUGAGGCAGCCGCCGCAGGCGUCGCCGCAGCAGCAGCCCAUCAUAGUGCAGUGCGAAAAGUACUACUUGUCGCCCACGCAUCAGAGCUACAACGAGUGCGGCUUCAUCAAGUCCAGUCAGAACAUCAAGAAGUACGUCUCCCCGCUGGCGUCGCCAAGCAACCACAGCUACGAGCAGCAUGCGCAGCACAAGCAUCCGCAGCACCGUCAGCUGGAUGCCAUCUCCCUGGCCCCCAGUUAUGCAUCGGUGGACAUGGACGCUCAACAGCAGCAGCAGUAUCGUUGGCGUUCCCAGUCCCAUAUCGCUCCUUUGACGCCUCCCCAGCUAGGCAUCAUUGAGGUGAAGUCGCACUCCAGCGACAUGCUGGCAGCUCCUCUGCCCAGUCGCUAUCAGCCGCACGAUGAGAUCUCGCUGUCGUCCUCCUCGACCACCAUCGAAAAGAAGGCCAAGUCAAAACAGUGGCUGGAGUCCUCUCUGGAUGGGCCAGCUGUGAUUCGCCAGCUAGAUUCUCAGCCACACAGUCCAGCCGGGAGCAGCAGUAAUGGUAGCUGCAGUCAGGCAGCGGCAGCCACCAAACCGCGGGCCAAGCUCUCCUCCCAGUCCAUGUCGGUCUCGGGAGCCGGUGUGGGUCGUCACUAUUCCAUGUCAAAUCAGCGGCCAGUGCAAAACUACCCGAGUGCCAGCUAUGCGGUGACCACCAGCUCAAAGGCGCUGCUUAGUCAGUCCACAUCGUAUCUGAAUGCCAUGGAACAGACGAUGGGCAUAUCGGUUUCGUAUCCACUGGAACCCCUGGAGAUACCCCCAUUCCGCCAGUUACCCCCCAAACCCAAUCAAAUGCAGCCAACACCACCUCCCAGGCCGCCGCCAGCUCAGCAGAGCCACAACAAUGGAAGUGGGAGUGGAAUUGGAAGUGCUAUACAGACAGCUCUGGUUUCCCCCCCGUUAGCCGUUGCCACGGCCAGUCUAUCGCCGGAAAUACGUAUAGAGUCGCCAAAGAACAUGACCGUGGUGCAGCAGGCCACUUUUCAGCCCUACAAGGAGGUGACAAAACCCUUCGAGAUGUCCGACUUCUACAAGUAUUCCACCAAAUUCAAGCAGAAGGAGGUCGGAAGACCCGAAUGACCUACAAGGAUAAGGAUCUAUGGAAUUGCCGCAAUUUUGACCCUUUUCAUGUGAUUUAUAAAACAAAAAAUUUGUAGACGAAACUACAAAGCAAAAACCGCACAGGAGUUGAACAAAAAUCCGAUUUGUUGGACCCGCUUUGAAUUUCAAGUUCAAAAUAAAUAAUAUUUAUGGAAAUAUUUAGGACUAGCUGAAAAUUUACAUUACAUUAAUUAAUGCUCAUUGAAAAUUGCCAAAUUUACCAUUGACAUACAUAUCUAAAGCUUUUUAUUUAUACAUUUAAAAACAACCAGGACAAUAUUAUCCCCAAGGGGAACAUACAUUUGCCUUAACGCUGUAUUGCCUUGAAAGCAAAGCAUUUACAAAAGCCUAACAAUAAAGGAAAUAUUCCGAUUGGCCAUUGUUAAUCUGAAGAUAUUUUUAUAUGAAUAUAUAAAUAUAUUUAUAUGGAUGAACUUGUUUAAGACUAAUCCGACUAAUGACAAA
This is a messenger RNA of Drosophila obscura, 3281 nucleotides long. It is a transcript of the gene sstn, whose product is annotated as bromodomain-containing protein DDB_G0280777. The record is from RefSeq and is a predicted model, not a curated record. Lineage: Eukaryota; Metazoa; Arthropoda; Insecta; Diptera; Drosophilidae. The transcript is spliced from 3 exons. The coding region runs from base 855 to 2795 and encodes 646 amino acids.